GUUGAGGCAGCUGGAAGCGGACGUCGCGGCCGGAGCGCUGAAAGCGGAAAGCGGAAAGCUCGUCGCUGUAUUUUGGGCCGUCUUUCCCUCCUCGGCUCGACAACUUGUCCGGCGAGAGCAACGCGGCCGAGCGAGCGAGCGUUUUGCGCCCACUUUCACACUGGAAAUGUCCGAAAACAAGCCGAAUGACGAGCCCACGUUAUCGACGACGGACAGGGUGGUGAAAUCCGUUCCCUUCCCACCCAGCCAUCGACUGACGGCCAAAGAGGUGUUCGACGGCGAGGGCGAGCCCAAAGUCGACGUGCUCAAAGCCCACCUGACCAAGGAGGGCCGCGUGGAGGAGGCGGUGGCGCUGAGGCUCAUCGGAGAGGGUGCCGCCAUCCUGCGGUCGGAGAAGAACCUGCUGGACAUCGAGGCCCCGGUGACAGUGUGCGGCGACAUCCACGGGCAGUUCUUCGACCUGAUGAAGCUCUUCGAAGUGGGAGGCUCACCGGCGUCCACUCGCUACCUUUUCCUUGGGGACUACGUUGACAGAGGGUAUUUCAGUAUUGAAUGUGUGCUGUACUUGUGGGCCUUAAAGAUCCUCUACCCCAAAACCCUUUUUCUGCUGCGUGGGAACCACGAAUGUAGACAUUUAACAGAGUAUUUCACAUUUAAGCAGGAAUGUAGAAUUAAGUAUUCCGAGAGGGUGUAUGACGCGUGUAUGGACGCCUUCGACUGCCUUCCGCUGGCUGCACUUAUGAACCAGCAGUUCCUCUGCGUACACGGAGGACUUUCUCCAGAAAUCACGAAUCUUGACGACAUCAGGAAGCUAGACAGAUUCAAAGAGCCUCCGGCGUACGGACCCAUGUGCGAUUUGCUGUGGUCCGACCCGCUGGAAGACUUCGGGAACGAGAAGAGCCAGGAGCAUUUCACGCACAACACGGUGCGAGGCUGCUCCUACUUCUACAGCUACCCUGCCGUUUGCGACUUCCUACAUCACAAUAAUUUAUUAUCGAUCAUCCGGGCCCAUGAAGCGCAGGAUGCUGGAUAUCGCAUGUACAGAAAGAGUCAGACCACUGGCUUCCCAUCCCUGAUCACCAUCUUCUCUGCACCCAACUACCUUGACGUGUACAACAACAAAGCGGCCGUGCUGAAGUACGAAAACAACGUGAUGAACAUCCGACAGUUCAACUGCUCGCCUCACCCUUACUGGCUGCCCAACUUCAUGGACGUCUUCACUUGGUCGCUGCCCUUCGUCGGCGAGAAGGUGACGGAGAUGCUGGUGAAUGUCUUGAGCAUCUGCUCCAACGACGAGCUGACGACCGAUGAGGAGCUGGAUGGACAGCUAAUUUAUCCCCCCAAAAAAGGUGCCACGGCUUCUGCACGCAAGGAAGUCAUCCGCAACAAGAUCCGCGCCAUUGGGAAGAUGGCCCGGGUAUUCUCUGUGCUCAGAGAGGAGAGCGAGAGCGUGUUGACGCUGAAGGGCCUCACCCCGACGGGCAUGCUACCCAGCGGCGUGCUGUCCGGAGGCAAGGAGAAGCUGCAGAACGCUACUAUUGAAGCUAUUGAGGCAGACGAAGCCAUCAAGGGCUUCUCGCCCCAGCACAAGAUCACCAGCUUCGAGGAGGCCAAGGGCCUGGACCGCAUCAACGAGAGGAUGCCGCCGCGACGGGACGCGCUGCCCUCGGACGCCAGCCUCAACUCCCUCAACAAGGCGCUGUCCUCGGAGACCAACGGCACGGACAGCAAAGGAAGCGCCAGCGGCGGCGGAGGCAUCCAGUAGAGGCCCUCUGGCACGCUGGGCCGCGGGGGAGGGGUGAGAGGUCGGCGGGGGGAGUGGGGGUAAGGCAUGUAUGGGUCACGCUGGGGAGGUGGGUGUCAUGUCACUUGCUAGUCUUUGGAUAUGCCUUCAGAUUAUUGCUAAAUUAUUGCUCAAAGCGCUGGGAGGCGCCCGUGCGCUUGGUUGGACGGCGUUCCGCACGCAGUAUGCGAGAGAGAGAGAGAGAGAGAGAGAGAGAGAGCGGAUGGCUAUUUUUCUUUUCUUCUUGGAAAACCCUUGCUUAUUUACCUUCUUACUAACUAUUGUACGUUUACAAAAACACAGCACUAAAAAGGACAGAACAUGAGAUGCCGUUUUUAAAAAUGUAAGGGUGUACAAACUAAUUAAGAACUAUUUAUUGAUUUUUUUUUUCUCUCUUAAAAUAGCUCUGAAAUAAAUUAGGCAGUCUUAAGAAGAAUGUUGUGGAAAUGCCAAAUAAUGGAACGUUUUAUGGUUAUGUACAUAUUACGCUUACCUCAGGUUCUUUUGGUGUGUGCUUUGACCUGAUUUUAAAUUUUUGUUUUUUUCCUUCUGUAAAAUGGCUCAACAACUCGACAAUGAAUACCUAUUUUCUUGAGUUUCAUAACUGGAAUUUACAUUUACCUAUCAUUUGCUAAUACGUUUGCUUGUCUCUUUGUUUUUGGAAGGGAAAGUUAGAUUUAUUCAGGCAGGCUUGUUGGAAAUGAGUGUUCAUUUUCUCUUUUUUAAGUAUUACGAACAAAGGAAGAGUAGGAAAACUAUAUUGUGUGAAAAGAAAAAAAAGAAUAAAGCGUCUGCCUAUGCAUGUUUUAUAAAAGUCAAAGAACUGAAAAAGAAAUUCUGAAUGAUAAAUAUUUGAACUAUAUUGCUCUUUCUCGAACAUACACACUACUGGAAAUAUUUACCUGCAUAUUUUCAAUGAACACCACAAUGCGCUAUGCCUUCUUUUUUGAGAUGACGACGACUCCUGUUUUUAAGCGGCGCUUGUACGUGCACACAGUCCAAUUAAGCAUGUUUGACAAAUCUUGUGAGGUGUGUGGUUACAACGUGGAGCUGAAAAAUGCAUGAUUAGCCGUUCUUGUCAUAGAAGAGGUUUCAAAUUUUAAGGAAAAAAACAAAAAAACAUUGCUUUUGUUCAGUUUUGUAAAUGUGCCACAGAAAUUGUCAUUUGGUUCUUCAAUUCUAAUGAUUAUUGUUAUUAUUUGGAACUCUGCUUUGUAUAUCAGUUACAGGUUUGAUACUGCUCAAUACUUUAAACAAAAAUAUGUGGAUCUUUUUUAAGAAACUGCUUAAGUGCCCGAGUAAUUCACUACACGACAUGAAGCCUUGCUUUUUGUAAUUUAACUUCAAAACUGUUGGCAGAUGAGGCAUGCACUUGCAACUAUGAAAAACUAGUAUUUUAUAUAACUGUUCAAUAAAACUGUGCAUGAAUUUCAA
Messenger RNA from Phycodurus eques (leafy seadragon), 3217 nucleotides. Its product is annotated as protein phosphatase 3 catalytic subunit alpha. Lineage: Eukaryota; Metazoa; Chordata; Actinopteri; Syngnathiformes; Syngnathidae. The transcript has 15 exons. Bases 167 to 1765 code for a protein of 532 amino acids. Gene Ontology annotation, cellular component: cytosol; calcineurin complex; cytoplasm. The record is from RefSeq and is a predicted model, not a curated record. Gene Ontology annotation, biological process: calcineurin-NFAT signaling cascade. Gene Ontology annotation, molecular function: calmodulin binding; calmodulin-dependent protein phosphatase activity.